Cynara cardunculus var. scolymus (artichoke) is the source of this 615-nucleotide messenger RNA. Its product is annotated as germin-like protein 9-3. Gene Ontology annotation, cellular component: cell wall. Bases 1 to 615 code for a protein of 204 amino acids. The record is from RefSeq and is a predicted model, not a curated record. The transcript has a single exon. Gene Ontology annotation, molecular function: manganese ion binding. NCBI's taxonomy places the organism in Eukaryota, Viridiplantae, Streptophyta, Magnoliopsida, Asterales, Asteraceae.
AUGGCAUCCAUUAAAACUCUUCUAUGCAUCGCAAUGGUUUCCUUUUUGGUAAUUCAAGUAGUGUUCUCCAGCGACCCCGACAUCCUAACCGACUACGUGUUACCAGAAAACACCACUGUAACAGACCCAAACUAUUUCACCUUCACCGGGUUGCGAUCAGUUUUCAACGCCACCUACCCGACAACUUUUACACCCGUCAAAGCUACCCUAAACGAAUUCCCCGGUCUCCUUGGCCAAAGUGUUUCCUAUGCGGUUCUUGAGUUCCCUGUGGGGUCCCUUAACCCACUUCACAUCCACCCUCGUGCCACCGAGCUUCUAUUUGUAGUCACGGGCUCACUACAAGUCGGGUUUGUGGACACCACCAACAAGCUUUUCACACAGAAACUUGAAACCGGUGACAUGUUUGUGUUUCCUAAAGGACUUGUUCAUUAUCAGACUAACUUCAACACUAGUGAACCAGCCUUGGCGGUUUCGGCUUUUGGGAGCGUGAGUGCAGGGACGCAGUCUAUUGCGAAUAGCGUCUUUAAUAGUACCAUUUAUGAAGGGAUUCUGGCUGAGUCGUUUAAUAUUAGCGCAGACGUUGUCGAAAGGAUCGAGUCUGGGCUCAAGGGCUAA